This is a messenger RNA of Vespula pensylvanica (western yellowjacket), 1849 nucleotides long. Its product is annotated as androgen-induced gene 1 protein-like. The record is from RefSeq and is a predicted model, not a curated record. Gene Ontology annotation, cellular component: endomembrane system; membrane. Bases 1056 to 1763 code for a protein of 235 amino acids. The transcript is spliced from 4 exons. Lineage: Eukaryota; Metazoa; Arthropoda; Insecta; Hymenoptera; Vespidae.
UUUGAUAUCCGAUAAGCGUGAAUGCUAUUUUGCAAUUAUUCGUUAUUCACUGAAAAUGAACGAUUAAAUUUGACGUCUGAAACGUAUGAAUGCCAUUUUGUAAAAAUAUUACUUAAUAAAAUGUUUCAAUGUAAAUUCACAAAAAUUACACUUUUAAAGGCGUUCAAGUAUUGAUAUCAGUAUUUAACUAAAAAUAGUUUCUUAAACAAAACGUGCAAGUCAUCUAUGUAUGACACGAUAAUCAUUUUUGACGCGUAAUGAAUUUUAAUUUUAAUUUUAAUAAUAUACAGAAUAAAUGCAAACGGAACACAUAACGGUCAAAAUUUAAAGAUAAACACGAUGCCAUCAAAAAUCGUAGCAUCCGAUGAAGACUAGCACGCGAUCGUGCAACCGAUACGCACGCGCACUCUAUAUUAAGCAAAGAACAAUUUCGGUGUUGAGUAAUUUUUUUUUUUACCGAACCUUAUUGACCGUUCGAGAUAUUUCAGCCCAUUUAAACCCUUACAAAGAUACGAGGAGACAACGAUUUGAAAUCUUUUAUCUAAUUAUUUCGGAGCAUGAAAUAAUUGAUCGAGAUAAUAAAAGAAUAAGAGAAAACAAAAUUUAGUAGAUAACGAAAGAGAAAGAAGCUAAGAAGGAGACCAAAGGAACCCCUCGGGUACACCAGCAACGAGGCCUAGUUUCUAUCUUUCGCUAUCUCCGCUAUCGAUCCAAACACGAUCGUGUCUCGGCUGGUUGACAGUGAGAGAACACAAGAGUAAGAGAGAGAGAGAGAGAGAGAGAGAGAGAGAGAGAGAGAGAGAGAGAGAAAGAGAAUAUGGUAUGCAUGUAUGUAUGUCUGUGUGUCAGAGACGAAAAUAUGCCUCGAAAGGAUACGUAGCGUCAUUUGACCUGGCGAAAUUAACGUGUAAUUUGUCCCGCGAUAAUUUAGGUCAUUAAAGAUAAAACGAAAAUGUAGAACUAAAUGAAAAAGUCAGAAAAAAAGAAACAAAGGAAUUGCGUAUAUAUUAUUCCAGAAGACUCCAGAGGAUUGAAGAAAAAAAAUAGCCUACAAGAUGCGAGAAUCCAUACUCAUAGGAUUUCACGCGAUUGCCUGUUUGCAAUUCGCAUAUUCCGUUUAUUACGAUUACACGUACACCGUGGUGCCACAGAAUGUCAUGAAGGUCCACGGCGCUUUUGGUGGAAGAUUUAAAUUUCUUACGUUUUGGGACGCGAUAUUACAAGCUGUAUUCUUUUUUAUAUGUAUCGUAAAUGAUUGGUAUGGUACCAAUGCAGUUAGCCCGAAGAAGCCGCCAUUUGUACGGAAGUUGAAGGAUUACGUGUACGCGACUCUUAGUUUUCCUAUGGCCAUGUUCGUUGGGAUAACGUUCUGGUCGAUAAUGUGCGUCGACCGUGAAUUGGUCUUACCAAAGGCAUUGGACCCAUAUUUCCCAUGGUGGUUGAAUCAUCUGAUGCAUACGAUGAUUAUGGUGUCGGCUGUUAUCGAGAUGCUACUAGCACCGCGAAAAUAUCCUAAACGAUCGCGUGGUCUUGCUGGCCUCCUAGCAUUUACGCUUACUUAUUUAAUCUGGAUGCACGUAAUCUAUUUCAUGAGCGGCAUUUGGGUGUAUCCAGUGAUGGAAGUACUGACGCCACCUCUGCGAAUAGUAUUCUUUGUCGUUUUAUUGGCAUUCGUAUUGAUACUCUAUUUUGCUGGAGAAAUGCUGAACAACCUCGUUUGGGGUAACGAACAAACUAAACAACACAAAUCUCAUUCCAAGUAGUCUCGCCAACUUGUCACUGGCAAGUGACUUCGAAUCAUGUUCUGCCUCCCAUCGGUGGUGGUGAAUAAAUUCUCUUUUACCGUUCA